GCUUUAGGGUUCACCUGGGAAAAACACCAGCCACAGACACAGCUGCGGCUGUUUCUCCAAAGAGCUUUUCAGGAGGCUUCCUGUUGGCGCAUUUCCUUAAGCGGGGCCGGGGGCAGGUAGGAAGAGGGGCCAGCAGGCAGGAAGGCUGAAGGCUGCAUUCCUGUGAGACGUUCCUCAGUGCCUAAUUUACACUUUCCAUAAGGUAAGGCGAAUGACCGGCGAGGGAAAGGGAGUAAAGGAAGAGUCAGUUACACAGGCGUCUCUGGGUAGGUGGAGGAAGGAGUCUCCGUUCUGUACACGGAAGAUGAGCGUGUAGGGGACACGAUCAGUGUGGAAUCCACACACCUCAGCUUCAGGCGCUGGACUUAGACUGUAGACCUGUAGUCAGCACCGAAUGCCCUGUUUAUGGGAGGACAGCAGAGAAUUUACUCGUGAUUGAUCUGUGGGGCAGCCCUCCCCAGAAACCGGAGGCCUUUACCUUUCCACGGGGAUCUGGCUGGAGCAGGAAGUUAGUAACAGUAAUUCAUUUGGAAGAAGGGGCUGCAGUGACCUUCCCUUUUGCAUAAGAAGUUUGGGGGUCCUGAGAUUUUUAUAAUUUCCCUUUACAGGUUCAUAUUACAGACAAGUAACUGCCAGAGGUUUUGGAAAAAAAUAAGAUGAAACAAUAAUAAUCUAAUAAAUAAACGUUAAUCAUCUAUUCACAUUUUUUAUGUAUAAUGAUAUGCUAUUGUGAUUAUGAAAUAUCUGACAUUUUCUGGUGCAGAGAAUACUUUGAGAAGCAUUGCUUUAGGCCUAGGGAGAUACACAGAUAUGAUACAGAUAUUAAUACGUACCAAACUAUGUAAAUACAUACUAUGCAUGUGUGUGUAUGUCAUAUAUACAUACAUAUGUGCACACAUGUUGUAAUGUGUAUUGACAUAACUUGUUAAAUAAAAAAUUAUCUUGUCUCUGGUGAAACAUACUAAAUAUCCACGUAAGUUGUGACGGGUUUAAUUUCAUCAGUAGAUGAGCGGCCGCACAUGGAAGAACUUUAAAACUGUCGUGACUUGGGUGCAUUGCUAUCACUCAGUACCUUCUAGAGACUGGAAGCACGUCCUUCCUGGAGCACUGGGCCUUUUCGUGUUGGAGAUCUUGGUGAUUGACUGUAUUUGCCUCUCUGCCUGUGGAGCCCAAAACCUGGGUUUUAGGCUAUAAGUUUAGUGUUUCUCAACCUGACUCUGAAGAGGAAGAGGCAGCUGCCAUCUGAGUUCUUCCUUAUGGGCUUAGAAGAGAAUGUUUCAGGAUUACUAUCUGUCCUUGUGAGUAUGAGUGUGAGUGUGGUGUGUGUAUGUGUGUCAUGUGUGUCAUAUGUGUUGUGUUUUGUGCGUUGUGUAUGGUGUGUGUGGCAUGUGUGUUGUAUGUGUGGUGUGUGUAUGUGUGGCAUGUAUGUUCUGUGUUGUGUGCCUGUGUGGCAUGUGUGUUGUGUGUGCAGCAUGUGUGUUGUGUGUGGUGUGCAUGUGUGGCAUGUGUUGUGUGCAUGUUGUGUGUGACGUGUGUUGUGUGUGUUGCAUGUGGCAUGUUUGUUGUGUUUUGUGUGUGUGGUGUGUGUUGUGUGUGUCUGGCAUGUGUAUGUGUUGUGUGGGGCAAGUGUGUUGUGUGUGUUGUGUGCAUGGUAUGUGUGUUCUGUGUGUGGCAUGUGUAUUGUGUGUGGUGUGUGUGACAUGUGUGGUGUGUGUGUGGCAUCUAUGUUGAGUGUGCAUGUGGCAUGCGUGUGUCAUUCACAUUGUGUAGCAUAUGUGUUGUGUGGCAUGGGGGUUGUGAUGUGUGUGGCGUGUGUUGUGCGCCUGUGUGUGGUGUGUGACAUGUGUGGUGUGUGCUUUGUGUCAUGUGUGUUGUGUGUGAUACGUAUUUGGUGUGUGGCAUGUGUGGUGUGUGUGGCAUGUGUUUGGUGUGUGACGUGGUGUGUGUGGUGUGUGCUCUGUGGCAUGUGUGUUGUGUAUGUGGCAUGUGUGGUGUGUCGUGUGUUGUGUGGCAUGUGUGGUCUCUGGCAUGUGUGUUGUGCAUGUGUGUGGUGUGUGUGGCAUGUGUGUGGCAUGUGUAGUGUGUGUGCAUUUGGCAUGUGUGUCAUGUGUGUUGUGUGAUGUGUUGGCUGUGUGUCUGGCAUGUGUGUUGUGUGUAGUGUGUGUGUAUGUGUGUGACGUGUGCUGUGUGGCAUGUGUGUUGUGUGUUGUGCACUGUGUGGCAUAUGUAUUUGUGUGGUGUGUGCGGCAUGUGUGUGUUGUGUGCGAUGUGUGCUGUGUGGUGUGUAUGUGGCAUGUGUGUUGUGUGUGUGACAUGUGUGUGCUGUGUGGCAUGUGUGUUGUGUGUGGUAUGUGCUGUGUGGCAUGUGUGUUGUGUGUGUCGUGUGUGACGUGUGUUGUGUCAUAUGUGCGUGAUGUGUGUGCUGUGUGGGAUGUAUGUUGUGUAUGUGUUGUGUGUGUGGUGUGUGUUUAUUGGUGUGUGUGGUGUUGCUGUGUGGUAUGUUGUGUGUGUUGUGUGUGGUCUGUGCUGUGUGGCAUUUGUGUUGUGUGUGUGUUGUGUGUGUGUGCAGCAUGUGUGUUGUGCGUGUGUUGUGCUGUGUGCUGUGUGGCAUGUGUGUUGUGCGUUGUGUGUGUUGUGUGCUGUGUCGCAUGCGUGUUGUGUGUGUUGUGUGCUGUGUGGCAUGCGUGUUGUGUGUGUUGUGUGCUGUGUGGCAUGUGUGUUGUGUAUGUCCCAGUUCUCUGUCUUCAGGCGGUUGGGAUCCCCUGUGCUGGCCCCGCUGUGCAGGUGCAGGUGUGCAGGGCGGGGCUGGGAGCUCCUGGGGACAUGGGGACGCCCUUGAAGUCCGCCCUGUGCCCCGUGAGGAGUGGGGUUUUGGGGUUUUGGGUUUCGCGCUGGGCUGCGUUUCUGCAGGAGCCAGGCCUCUUCAUGCUCUGCGGCGACAGCCGCUGGGGUGGGGCUACGGGGAAGUCGCGCUGCCCCUCGUCUGAGCGUGGGCCAGGGCCCAGGUGGUGACCAAGGCCCGGCGCAGUGGCCCCGGAGCGUGGAGGGGCAGCUGCUGGGCGGCCUCCCGGGGGAGGGUGACGGCUUCACCCGCCAACGCUGCCUCCCUCCUGGGAUUAGGCCGGAGGAAUCUUGGAUCGCCCGAGGCUGGUGCUCAGCCUCCUUCCCCCAUCCCACCUCCACCACCCGGCGACCCCCGUAGACUUGAUUGGCAGGCCCUGCCCCGACCCCUACCCCUCCAGGUCCCCGCCUCGGUGCCUCGGUGCCCGGCUCCGGGCCACUCCUGCAGGCCCUGCCUAGGGCAGCCGGCGGUGCCUGGAGGCGGGCUCGCCCCGGCUGCUCCACGCCCAGGCCGGUCCCUGGCAUUUCAGCCAGUGGGAGGGCGUCCCCGCCGCCCCCGUGCCUCUCCGCAGGGGCUGCGCCGCGUCCCCGGGCCUCUCCCUCCGCCGUGGCCUGGUCUGCCUGCUCCAGGGCGCAGCUGCGCCCGCUUCAGCGCCUCCCGGGUCUGCGUGGCCUGCUCGGCUCAGAGGCCUCCACCACGGUCCGCUCCCUGCCGGACGCCGCGCUGCUGUGGCCGCGGUGGUUCUGUGGCUGUGAGGGCCGUUUCUGUCCGUCCACACCGCCUUCCCUCUGCAGAUUUCCUCUGCAGAGGCCCGGAGUUACCAGCAAGGUCUGACGCAGCAGAGUGCAGAAACGGCCUCCCUGUCUGUCAAAGUGGCCUCCCGAGGACACCCAGCGAGGCCACCAGAUCAUCACGUGGAGUAUCGGUGGCCUUAUUAAAACAAAAACAACAACUCCACAGCCCGGCGAGCGUGUGAAAUCAUCACCACAACCAAGCCAAGUGCAUCCAUCGCUCAGGCAGUCACCAUGGUGUGAGUGCGGUGAGACGGCUUUGAUCUGGCUCUCAGCCACUUCUGAUGCUCCUGGUACCUGCAGUCACCACGCUGCACCCAGGCUUCUGUGUGUGUUCAUCCCACAGCUGCAGCAGCCCAAAGGGAUGAGAAGAUGGAUAUGGCCCGGAGAUAAUGCACACCUCUCGUGGGGACAGUGUCCCCAUCCCCCUCCGGCUGCACUGAAGACCUGGAGCAAUGGCUGCCAUCCAUGCGCGAGGACCCCUCGGAGGUUCCACCUGCACAGACCUUGCUAAGGGUGAGGUGAUUACUAGAAGGAGCACCUUUUCUAGUUAAAAUCUAACUAGAUUCUCCUUGGCAACUUGUCUUACAGAAACAGGUAUAGACUAUCACCUUGCCCAGCUGGGCGCAUCUUCGGAGGGAGGCCUGGGGCCACGUGCACCUAAUGAAGGUGCCUGGGAGGGGGCUGGCUUUCCACUCAGCAAAUGCUUUCUUACAGAAAGACUGUGGGGAGAGUCCGUUUUCUUAGAGCCGUAUGAAGAAAUCCUAAAAACCAACUGCCCAAUCUCAACUCGUAACAGGGAACCUGGGGAGUGACAUCAGAGAUUCCCAAUGUUUUCCUCCUCGUUGAUCCCUGCGAUGAAGGCACUUGCCCAUGUGUAUUCUGUAGUAGGAGUUUGCAUUCUGAAACUGGUCUUUAUUAAAGAACAAACACAUUAUUUACAAA
This is a messenger RNA of Homo sapiens (human), 4578 nucleotides long. Its product is annotated as keratin-associated protein 5-5-like. Lineage: Eukaryota; Metazoa; Chordata; Mammalia; Primates; Hominidae. The coding region runs from base 1978 to 3012 and encodes 344 amino acids. The record is from RefSeq and is a predicted model, not a curated record. The transcript is spliced from 4 exons.